Molecule: messenger RNA, 1072 nt
Organism: Copidosoma floridanum
Lineage: Eukaryota; Metazoa; Arthropoda; Insecta; Hymenoptera; Encyrtidae
Gene: boca
Product: LDLR chaperone boca
Biological process (GO): protein folding
Source: RefSeq, a predicted model, not a curated record
AAAAAUGAACCUGACGGAAAAUCGUACGCGUUCCUGUAUUUCGACGAAGAUUAUCGUACGCAUCCCUGUAUUUUGACGAAGAAUCGUAUACGCCGCUACAUUCAAAUAUCGAUGAAAGUAAUAAAACUAUUAAGUAUAUCUUAGUAAUAAUUGCGUGCGUGUCAGCGUGUGACGUAUCAUGCCAUAUUUUAUUUAUUACGUUUUGUGAGUGCUUCUUGCUAACAGCAGAAUUCAACAUUUGUUUUUGUGUAAAACUAUUUCAUCAAAAAAUUGUUUAUUUAUGUGUACUUAAAUUUGCCAGUGGAAAGAUAAAAAUUAGAGAGUAGAGGUACACAUAGCUGUCAGUUAGAAACGUGAGAAAAAAAAAAAAUGAAACUGAUGUGGACAUUUUUGUAUAUGUCAUCGCUUUUGUGUGGAAUCUCUGCUUUUCAGGAGCAACCUCUCAAGAAAAGAAACGUUCUUGACUACACGGAUGCAGACAUAGAAAAGCUCUCCGAAGAGUGGGAGAAGGAUGAUGACCCCUUAGAACCUGAUGAGCUCCCAGAGUAUAAACGUCCUCCAGCUAAAAUUGAUUUUUCUAAAUUGGACAUGACAGAUCCAGAUAACGUUCUUAAAGUAUCAAAAAAGGGCAAGAGUGUAAUGAUGUUUGUAGAUGUUAAUCCUGAGCUCUCUGAAUUCGAAGCCGCGUCUGUAUUAAGCCGUUGGCAAAGUAAUCUACAAAAUAAUCACAUAGUUGCCGAACGGUAUCCUAUAGAUUCCAAAAGAGCAAUAUUUAAGUUCAGUGAUGGAGCUCAAGCUGUAGAUGCCAAAAAUUUUUUUAUUACAGAGCGUGAGUGUUCACAUGUAACUCUAGAAGGCCAAAAUUACAUUGGACAGCAUGCAUCUGCGUCUACUGUUAAAAAACUUGAAAAAAUGAAUCCAACUGGCAAAGUGGAAAAAGUCAAAAAGGAUGAGAAAAAGCAUACUGAAUUGUAAUUUUUCCCCUAUUGUGUAUCUUUUGUCAUGAAAAAAAAAGAGAACAAACAACUUCAUACAAUUUUUUAAAUAAAAAUAACGAAUAAAAAUCGUAUGG